AUGAAAAGACUGUCUAACGAAUCAGUGAAGAUUUUGACAAUUACCUACCAUCUAAAAUAUGACAGAGAAUGCAAUUUUACCUGCGGUGGGAUUCUGGGUAUUUCCUCAACAGUCAGACGAUGUAUUGAGAAAGAAACUGGAAAGGAAUAUGCUGCUAAGAUUAUUGAUUUAAGUAACGAUGAUGCUUCUUUGGAAGGCACCAAACAAGAAGUAAAUAUACUUAGAAUUGUUGCUGGACAUCCGUACAUAAUUGAAUUACAAGAUGUGUUCGAGUCAUCUACAUUUAUAUUCUUAGUAUUUGAACUGUGCAAGCACGGUGAAUUAUUUGAUUACCUCACAUCAGUAGUUACUCUAAGUGAGAAGAAAACAAGGUAUAUUAUGAAGCAAGUGUUUGAAGGUGUACAACAUAUACAUUCACGAGGGGUAGUGCAUAGGGACCUGAAGCCAGAAAAUAUUUUAUUAGAUGAUAAUCUAAAUGUAAAAAUUACAGAUUUUGGUUUUGCAAAGAAGUUAGAGAAAGGAGAUCUCUUACAUGAUUUGUGUGGUACUCCUGGUUAUUUGGCUCCAGAAACCCUCAAAACUAAUAUGUUUGAUAAUGCUCCAGGAUAUUCCUAUGAAGUAGACAUAUGGGCAUGUGGAGUUAUCAUGUAUACUUUAUUAGUAGGUUGUCCACCUUUUUGGCAUAGAAAACAAAUGGUAAUGUUAAGGAAUAUCAUGGAAGGAAAAUAUUCUUUUUCAUCGCCAGAGUGGACUGAUAUUUCAGAAUCACCAAAAGAUCUCAUAAGAAAACUCCUAGUGGUUGACCCUAAACAAAGAAUAAGCAUUGAAGAAGCUUUAAAUCAUGAAUUCUUCCAAUCUGUGCAGCUGUGGGAUCAGAAUUUAUCAAGUUUGAAGCACUCCCUUCGCAAGAACUCACGUAGGAUGACCAUCAUUUCCGAAUUGGCGCUGAAACUUCAAACCAGCAAAUUCAAUGCUCGGAGGAAAUUCAAACUCGCGAUCCUCUUUGUUAGGGCUAUGGUUAGGAUACAAAGGUUAAGGUUUACUCCCGAACCUAUGUCUGUCGAUACUGCCAGAACCGAUCCUUACAGAAUUAAGUUACUAAGAAAGAUUGUAGACGGCUGUGCUUUUCGUGUCUACGGUCACUGGGUUAAGAAAGGGGAGGGCCAAAACAGGGCCGCCCUCUUCGAGAACACGGCCAAAACGGACCUCAAACAUAUCUACCUGGCUAACCUGAGUCGAUAGUACCGAUUAUUAUCGAUUGUUAGGUCAAUUUUAGUUUAAUUCCUAACUUAUUUCCAUUUAGUUUAGGAUAAUUCUUAGCGUGCUUUUCGAAAAGUCCCCAAAACUCAUAAUUUAUUUUCGAGGGGAUUGUCGUACCAGUAAUAAAGAAAAGUACAACCCUUUUAACUUGAUUUAGGUGCUCGAAGUUUAUUGGCUCUUUAAUGGAGGCUCGUAAGAUUAAAUUCAUUGAAUAAAAAGACUACAGUGUGAGAAACUUCGCGACGGUCCAAUUUAACUUCCGGUUGAUCGGUAGAGUUGAUUUUUUAUGCUGUUCCAACUGAGAUCGGAUAAAGUAUACACCCAAUAGCUGGUUUUUUUAUUCUGAGUAACGUUAAUAAUAAUUAAACUUUCCAAUUGAAAUAAAAAUAAUAAAAUAAUUAUCACAAACUACUGGAAUUAUAAUUAAAGCCCUGUAUAUAUACAAUGUCUAUCCAGAAUUAUACACUUUGCAUAGAAUCAAUUAGAAAAUAAACAAGAAAUAAAAUAAAAUAAACAGAGAAAAAUGCAACUAAGUCAACAAAAAACCAGUUUUUAAAGGAAAAAUUCAUAGAUAAAAGAAACAAGUUUAAAUUUGAAAGUGCCCAUAAGGACAAUGUAAAUACUAUUUGGCGCUAUUCUUACAAUUGUCGUUCUCCAAAGCUCUUAAUCAUGGUAUAAAGAAAACAAGGUAUGAUCGAUAGCGGCUCCAAUUUCGUUAAGUUUACGCAUACCACCUGUGAUGUCAUACGCCAUACAAAAAAAAUAUCCAUAUUGUUAAAUU
Molecule: messenger RNA, 2041 nt
Organism: Sitophilus oryzae (rice weevil)
Lineage: Eukaryota; Metazoa; Arthropoda; Insecta; Coleoptera; Curculionidae
Gene: PhKgamma
Product: phosphorylase b kinase gamma catalytic chain, skeletal muscle/heart isoform
Exons: 11
Coding region: 1-1242 (413 amino acids)
Biological process (GO): protein phosphorylation; glycogen biosynthetic process
Cellular component (GO): phosphorylase kinase complex
Molecular function (GO): calmodulin binding; phosphorylase kinase activity; ATP binding
Source: RefSeq, a predicted model, not a curated record